Molecule: messenger RNA, 360 nt
Organism: Microsporum canis CBS 113480
Lineage: Eukaryota; Fungi; Ascomycota; Eurotiomycetes; Onygenales; Arthrodermataceae
Exons: 2
Coding region: 1-360 (119 amino acids)
Source: RefSeq, a predicted model, not a curated record
AUGCUUCGAACGGCCCUCCUUGGGCUUCUCUUCAUUACCACUGCCAAAGCUCAGUUUCAGUUCUUUGAGCAAAUGUUUGGCGGCGGCCAACAGCACCAGGAAUCCUCAAGUCAAGGCGGGAAUGUACCAAGUGAUAGUGCGUGGUAUCAGAAUACCUACAAUGGAGCCCAAUGUUCCAAUUACCUUUGCCCAGGAACCCUAGCCUGCGUCGCCGUUCCGCAUCAUUGCCCUUGCGCACACCCCCAAGUUGAGGACAAGUUCGAGUUUGGUGAAGGGAGCGCCAUAUGUGCAUCUAAGGGUGGCUUCAAAGCUGGUGAAACAGCUAGGAAGAUAGAACUUGCUCGAAAGGGACUGUUAUGA